Molecule: messenger RNA, 669 nt
Organism: Symbiodinium necroappetens
Lineage: Eukaryota; Dinophyceae; Suessiales; Symbiodiniaceae
Source: the annotation of a GenBank genome assembly
AUGGAAGCUAAGCGCGCGCGUGUGGAGGGCAAGAGCCCCUAUCCAGCACGCGGCAAUCGAUUUCAGGAUAAAGUCGUGGUCGUCACAGGCGCCGCUGGAAACUUUGGCUCAGUAUGUGCGCAAAUGGCGGCAGCCGAGGGUGCCAAGCUUGCACUUGUGGACUUGGCCAAGGACAAGCUCGAGUCUGUCGCCGAAGACAUCAAAAAGACUUACAGCGCCCAUGUCAAAGCAAUUGUUAUGGACGUCACCAAGGAGGCAGAGAUAGAGAAGAUGGUUGCAGAUGUGAAAACGGAGUUUGGUUGCAUUGAUUGUUUGUUCAACAAUGCUGGCUACCAGGGCCUAUUUGCUCCUGUGGAUACCUACAGCUUCGAGGACUUCGAGAAGGUGAUGAAGAUCAACGUGACCGGCGUGUUCGCGGUUCUCAAGCACGUAUCGAAGGUGAUGGUGGAGCAGAAGGGGGGUGCCAUCGUGAACACAGCCAGCUGUGCCGGCUUGGGCUGUCCCACGAUGAUGACUGGCUAUGCUACGAGCAAGGCUGCCGUCCUCCAUUUGACCAAGAUUGCUGCUCUGGAUCUGGCACCCAGCAACAUCCGCGUGAAUUCCGUAAGUCCGGUGCUGCCCUUAGAAGGCCGGCUGAAGGUAAGAGUGCGGGAUCCGUUUAGGGUUUAA